Microcebus murinus (gray mouse lemur) is the source of this 759-nucleotide messenger RNA. The record is from RefSeq and is a predicted model, not a curated record. Lineage: Eukaryota; Metazoa; Chordata; Mammalia; Primates; Cheirogaleidae.
AUGUACUUAAGUCCCGGUGCCUCUUUUUGGCCCUUGUCACUGAUCUCAUGGAAGGUGAAGGUGUGGAUCCGAAGAUGGCAGGCUGCGAGGAGCUUCCGCAAGAGGCAGGGGCCGCUCGGGGUUUCGAGAACAGAGCUGUUGGCCGUUUCCCACCUGGGCCUUUCUCUCCUUUCUCCAGGCACGCACCAGGUGCAUCCGCACAGAAAGCGAACCAUGUUCACCGAGAAGCAACUGGAAGCUUUGAACAUGCUGUUCAAUGAGAACCCAUACCCAAACCCCAGCCUUCAGAGAGAGAUGGCCUCAAAAAUUGACAUACACCCGACGGUUCUGCAGGUUUGGUUCAAGAACCACAGAGCAAAACUGAAGAAAGCAAAGAGCAAGACGGUGCAGCCGAAGCAAGCCCCUCCUCCACAGCCACCGGCACCUGAGGCUGCAAACAAGACCACUCCCAGCCAGGGUACUGUGGACCCGCAGCCCAGGCCCCCGAACCCCACCUAUCCUGUAGGCCUCGUCUACAGAGGCCACCAGGCUCCGGCAUACCAUCUGAGCCUAUACCCCAGCGUCAAGGGCCCUGUGGAUGUCUUCCUUGGCCACAGAAUAGUCCACUUUGGCUGCUGCCACGACCCUAACAUUUACUGCCUGUAUCCCAUUGUGGAAUCCCAGGCGGGCUCCGCACGCCUCGGCCCUCAUGUCGUCGGCUGUUCACUUCUACGGAGCAGGGAGAGGCAGGCGCCGGACGUGAAAGGCCACAGGCCAUGA